AUGCAAGACGGCUCAACCCGCCAGCUGGAGGCCACGGCAAUCUCCGGAUCAAAAUGCGGCGUUGUCAAAUUCACGUGCAUAAACUUAUUUCUGGGAAUGGGCGGGUAUUUGUCUUCUAGCUCUACAGAUUCGUCUCCUACAUAUUUCGAUUUGUACGCUGAACUUGAGAAAACCAGAAUAGAGCGUCAGUUAGCUAUUCAGCAGCUUUUAGAACAUCGUAGGAGAGCGUACAAGUUAGCUGAAGAACGAGAGAAGCUCAAAUGGUCUGCAUCAGGCGGUGGUGUAAUGAUGAUAUUCUGUCUCUUUUCAUGGUUUCAUCACAAGAACAUGCUACAUCUUUUGCCAAUAUUUCCCACUUUGUCGUAUUUGGGAUAUGAGACGCAUUAUUGUUAUGGAAACAAGGCAGCCCUCAUUGACAGAGUAGCAAAUCAAAUUCGGGAGGAGAACAUUGAUGAACUAGUACCAAACACGAUUUCUGUACAGGACAGUUCCUCGUUCAAUAAGUCUUAUGGGAUGGGACAAACUACUUCUCAACGAGUUCCCGAACAAAGAGCGGCAGAGCUUAAAUUGCUCAACGAUGACUUUAUUGAAGCUGAAAUAAUGUUGAAGAAUCUUCAAUUCGCUCAAGAACGUGCAACGAAGUUUGUGAGACUGCAAGAUCUCUUUACUUUCGAGUUCGGUGCUGCUGCUACAGUAACGUGUAUUUUGGUUGCAGCGGGUGCCAUCUACAAGAGAAAGGAUUUCGCUAUCCCUAUUGCACCGCUUAUUAUGGGGUUGGGAUAUAGAUAUGAUAACGCAUUUGGAGAGAAACAUGAGGUAGUGAGAGAAGAUGCUGAAACUCUGCUGAAGGCAAAUGAUGAGAGGUUGAAAGUGGUUGGAGGCCCGUUGACACUUAAAGAAGUUGAUGCAUACCGAGAACGACAUUUCCAAUGA
Molecule: messenger RNA, 933 nt
Organism: Necator americanus (New World hookworm)
Lineage: Eukaryota; Metazoa; Nematoda; Chromadorea; Rhabditida; Ancylostomatidae
Exons: 13
Coding region: 1-933 (310 amino acids)
Biological process (GO): positive regulation of plasminogen activation
Cellular component (GO): plasma membrane
Source: RefSeq, a predicted model, not a curated record